Motacilla alba alba is the source of this 2248-nucleotide messenger RNA. It is a transcript of the gene HDAC8, whose product is annotated as histone deacetylase 8. The record is from RefSeq and is a predicted model, not a curated record. Lineage: Eukaryota; Metazoa; Chordata; Aves; Passeriformes; Motacillidae. Gene Ontology annotation, molecular function: histone deacetylase activity. The coding region runs from base 637 to 1743 and encodes 368 amino acids. The transcript has 11 exons.
GCCACAUAUUCUCCCCUUGAGCCUGUCAUUUCCCCCCAAAGUUCAGAAACUCAAGCUUUUGUGUACCCAUUUGUCUGUUUCAAGAAUCAAACUGUCUGGGUUUUGUAGCAAGCCUGUGGCUUGAGGUGGGUAGAAACAUUAAGACCCAUUUCUAAGACGUUAACACCCAUACCCUCACCCUUGGAACUGUUUGUAAAGACAUUAGCACACAUCUUUCCCGUCAUGGCUAAUUCCUCCCUUUGUGAUCCCUGCUCCCGUCAGGAGAGCCCCAAAGGGCCCGAGCCCCGGCCCGGCGCCUCCCUCUGACCCGCGGGACCCGGUGCGAGCUGCCGGGGGUCGGGGGGGCCCGGGCACCUCCUGAGCUGCGGCUCCUCGAGCAGGGCGGGGGGCUGCGUGCAGGCUACAGGCCUUUUUAAAUGACAUUCUUAGAGAAUAAACGCCACCCGACCUACGUGGGGGCCCCAAAAAAAUGCCUCUAACACUAGCUGGCGGCCCGUUGUUAGGCGGCCGGGCUAAGGGAAGGCUAAUGGCGGGGCGGGCCUACAGCUCCCGGCGCGCCGCGGGGCCGGAACUGCCGCUCCUGGCGAGCCCCGACCAGCGGCGCUGCGGGUGCUGGUCCCGGCUGUACCGGCUCCGAUGGCGGCGGUGCCGCCGCCGGUCUACGUAUACAGCCCGGAGUACGUGACCCUCUGCGACUCCCUCUGCAAAGUGCCCAAGCGGGCCAGCAUGGUGCAUUCACUGAUUGAAGCGUAUUGCUUGCUUGACCACAUGAAGAUAGUCAAGCCAAAAGUGGCCUCCAUGGAGGAAAUGGCGAGUUUCCACACAGAUGCUUACCUGCAGCACCUGCAGAAGGUCAGUGAGGAGGGGGAUGAUGACCAUCCGGAGUCUGUGGAGUAUGGACUGGGUUACGACUGUCCAGCCACUGAAGGGAUCUUUGAGUAUGCAGCGGCUGUGGGAGGAGCCACCAUCACUGCAGCCCAGUGCCUGCUGGAUGGCAAGUGCAAAGUAGCAAUUAACUGGCCUGGAGGGUGGCAUCACGCAAAGAAGGAUGAAGCUUCUGGUUUCUGUUACCUGAAUGACGCUGUCUUGGGGAUCUUGCGACUGCGCCAGAAAUUUGACCGCAUCCUUUAUAUCGAUUUGGAUUUGCAUCAUGGGGAUGGAGUUGAGGAUGCCUUUAGUUUCACCUCGAAGGUCAUGACUGUUUCUCUGCACAAAUUUUCACCAGGAUUUUUCCCAGGCACUGGUGAUGUGACAGAUGUUGGCCUGGGAAAAGGUCGCUAUUACAGCGUGAAUGUGCCCAUUCAAGAUGGCAUUCAGGAUGAAAAGUAUUACCAGAUCUGUGAAUCAGUGCUGAAGGAGGUGUAUGCUGCCUUCAACCCCGAUGCAGUUGUGCUGCAGCUGGGGGCGGACACCAUUGCUGGAGACCCCAUGUGCUCUUUCAACAUGACGCCCGAGGGAGUAGGGAAGUGCCUCAAGUAUGUCCUGCAGUGGCAGCUAGCAACUCUUGUCCUGGGAGGAGGAGGUUACAACCUUGCCAACACGGCUCGCUGCUGGACAUACUUGACUGGGGUCAUCCUUGGGAGAACACUGUCCUCUGAGAUCCCUGAUCAUGAGUUCUUCACAGAGUAUGGUCCUGAUUACGUGCUGGAGAUCACACCAAGCUGCAGACCAGACCGCAACGAGCCACAGAGAAUUCAAGAAAUUCUGAACUCUAUCAAAGGGAAUCUGAAGCACGUUGUUUAGCAGAAAAGGAAGGCUCAGGCAAGAGCAUUUCCUGUGGAGAAGACAGCAUAUUUAUGUGAGCAACUGGUGAAAUUUGUGGCUGCAGGGAAACUUUCGAAGAAAGUACUGUUGGUUGGAUAAUUUUUUUUUCCUCUUUAAAGAAGAAAAGCUGCUGCAUGCCACAAGCACUGUGGCUCUCUCCAGGCAGGAGUGUGGGCCCUCCAGCCACAGCCUUCCAGUGCUGGCAGAGCCUCCCUUGCUCCUUUUCCCUUUCUUUUUUAACACCACAGUUUGUUCUCACAACUGCUUUUAAAUGUAUUUUAAGAGAGGAGCUGCUCAGAGCUGUGAGCCCUCCCCAGCUGGAGCCCAGUGCUGUGUUACCUACCUGGCAGGGCCACGGCCUCAGAGCUGCCCGCUCGGGAAGUAGAGCCUGAGGGCUACCCUGGUUGUGUCUCUUACCCACAGAAAGGCACAGCCAUUGUGUUUUUAACUGGGAAUUUUUAAAAAAUAAAAUACUUGAAAUACU